CCCCGCGAGCGCGCUGCGUGUCCGCAAAAUGGACGCAGCGGCGCGCUGACGGCAACGGGUUCACCUCCGAUAACGAGUAGUUUAUUGAUGCUUUAUUUUCAACGUGGUGCCUGGUUUCAUUCUAAAUAACAUUUUUAUGUUGAGGAGGAAAACAAUAUAUUUCACUACAUGGUCGGAUAAUAUAUCAAUUAUUAAAUGACGCAUUUAUGCACUGACUUGACUUGAGGGUCGUUCAACAGGCGAGCGUUCUCCUAUUAGAAGGCAGUAAGCACACGUCUGACUGGGGGCGGGGUGAAGGAAUGUCCCGUAGCUGUCAAUUAUAUGCUACACACGGACACACAAAUAGACACAAACACGUUGAUACACGCGCUGCUCUGCUGACUGACCCCUGACCGGAUCGUCUCUCAAACGAGACAGACUCCCUGUUCCUUGUUGCCAUGGUUAAUAUUAAACUAACAACAAUGACUGGUCACAGUAACUAUUUUCACUCUUUACCAGGACAUUGCAUGACGUGUUCUAAAAAACAACAACACAAUGUGGGUGUUUUUAAUGUAUGUAUAUAAACUAAACUAAAUAUAGUUUUUUUUAGGUAAUCAAACAUAUCACAUAUUAAUGUGCACGCAGCAUACACUCAUUUAAACAUGUUAAAAAGCAAUAGGGAAGUUUCACAUUUUUGGCAGCUUUGUGUCCUGGAAAGAUUACUUCAUUCUCAAACCAAAGGUCAAAACUCAACCCCUCUGACUAUUUCACUAAACACCGUCUCAUCAGUUGUUGAUGUCCUGAUGCCAAAUUUUUUUCAACUAUAAAACAAUUAAAAGGGAGUUGUGAUGUCCAAAAAUGUCAUUUUUUUCCGAGUACAAAACUAUGCCGGAUGCGAAUAUACCCUCCCCUCCACACACACACACACACGCGCGCGCACACACACUCUCCCCACUGACUGUCUCCUUCCUCCUGCGUCAUCAGCACGCGUCUGUUUCAGGUCAGCUGUAGUCAGUCGGCGACGGGCAAAGGGCAAUGGAUGCGUUACGUGAACACUGAAGGUGGCUUCGAUGCGUUUGGUGUGUAAGUGAAACCGUGUCCGCGCUGCGUGAACCUCACAGACACGCGAGAAGCUGGAGACUCCCGCCGACGUCACUUCUCCUCUUAACCGAUCGCACUGGGACGCGCCGUGUGUUCUUUGGUUUCCUCUGACCGUUUUUGAUUAUCGCGUGAGUUUCUUCCCCCCCCCCUGGUCCCCGGGAUAAGUCGAAGUCCGCCUGCCCGCAUUUGGUUGACUACUAAACCCCGACAUCUGUGACUCAUCGGCAAACACCAAAAAAGGAGCAGUCCGGUUCGCAGUUGGAAUAUGCGCGUCGGGAUGAUGACACCUGCUGACAGUAUUAUCUUCCCAAACUGCACAGUCACGGAUGUGGCAGAUUCCUGAGCAGGAAGGAUGACAUCGGAGGCUGUGGUCUCCACGCCUGCUGCCUUGAGAGGCAGCAAACCUGCAGACAGGGACUACUACUUCCUUCGCUCCUUCGUAGCCGGAGGUGUUGCAGGAUGCUGUGCCAAGACGACUAUUGCUCCUCUUGACAGAAUCAAGAUUCUUCUUCAAGCCCAUAACCCCCAUUACAAACAUCUGGGUGUGUUUUCCACUCUGAAGGCUGUGCCAAAGAAAGAAGGCUUCCUUGGCUUGUAUAAGGGGAAUGGAGCAAUGAUGGUCCGGAUAUUUCCAUACGGAGCCAUCCAGUUCAUGGCCUUUGACAAAUAUAAAAAGCUUCUAAGUAAACGGGUUGGGAUCUCUGGACACAUCCACCGCCUAAUGGCGGGAUCUAUGGCAGGGAUGACUGCAGUUAUAUGCACCUACCCUCUGGAUGUGAUCCGAGUUAGACUGGCCUUCCAGGUGACAGGAGAGCAUGGCUACACUGGCAUUGCCAAUGCCUUCCAUACCAUCUAUCUUAAGGAAGGGGGCAUCUCAGGCUUCUAUAGGGGUCUUGUACCAACCCUUAUCGGAAUGGCCCCUUAUGCAGGUUUCUCAUUCUUCACCUUUGGUACCCUGAAGAGCCUCGGCUUGAAACAUUUCCCGGAGGUGGUGGGGCGACCCUCAUCAGACAACCCGGACGUCAUGGUUCUGAAAACACACGUUAACCUGCUCUGCGGAGGGGUUGCCGGUGCCAUUGCUCAGACGAUAUCGUACCCGUUGGACGUGGCUCGGAGAAGAAUGCAGUUAGGAUCUGUGCUUCCUGACUCUGAUAAAUGUGUAUCAAUGAGCAAGACCCUGACGUACGUUUAUGGCAAGUUCGGGGUGAAGAAGGGAUUGUACCGAGGACUUUCUCUCAACUUCAUCCGCUGUGUCCCCUCCCAGGCCGUCGCCUUCACCACCUACGAGUUCAUGAAGCAGACCCUCCACCUAAACUAGUAGCUUUUUUUUUUUUUCAAACACCUUCCGAGUCAGUAAGUAGAUCGGCCCUCGAUGCUUCCAUCGCGGGGGGCGAUCGGAGGCUCACUCGCUACGUCUUAAACUCCGUGCGGAAAUUGCCUUUUCCUUGAGUUCCCUGAAGGCGGCAGGGAGCUCCAGUUAACGCUGGAAAAGGAGAAAAAAAGGACGCCAUGUCGGUGUCAUCUCAUUACUUCUUGCUUUUGUGUGUCGCCAACCUCUUACGAGCAGUUUGUUAAACACACGACACGUGGCAACUACACCAGGGUGUGAAUGCAGCAGGUCAGCUUGAACGGCUUGGGGCCAAUCAAUGGUCAUUAACACUGUGGUGUGCAACACCAGACCAACCCUCUGAUUGUGUAGAAGCCCCCCUCAUUCGCACAAGUGUCCGCAUGAUCACAGGGGUUGUAAGAUAGACUGCAGCUUAAAAUUAUCAAAUUUGUGGCGUCUUUUCUCUACAAAGAAGGGAACUCUGAAGUGAAACUCAUCAUCAUGUGUUCUUCUUUUUACGGACGUGGUGAUUAAAUACAUAGUUUUUGUUGAAAGGUGACUGGAGUGUUAAAUAAUGGGAUGCUGUAUAAUGUUGUGUGUCCUCAGAGCUUCGCGUGUCUUUAAAUUUAGGCUGCAGGUUUUUGGUGAAAUGUCUUUAAUGAGAAGAAGUUUUGUGUUUUUUCUUUCCCUUUGUUCUCCAGAUAAAUCUGAAUUUAAUACAAUCACCGGUAUUGACCGAGGGGGCUCAUGAUUUCAGAUAAUUUAGCAUUUUAUUGGCAACCCUUUAAUUGGAGCAGUUCCUGUUCCUUUUUUGUUACUGGGCACUUUCAGCCUGUAGCUGUAAUGGUAUUGGUUUGUUUCGCCGCUGUGGUCUGAGAGGUAUUUUGAGUUUUUACCAUGAUGUGGAUGUUGCUCUGACAUGUCUGGAGGGACGUUAAUGGAAAAAUUUGCACUUCGUCGUUGGAGCCUUUUCUUCAUUUAUUUAUUAAGUUACCUGUUGCCACUGGGUGGCAGCAUUGAAUAUGAGUUGUAUUAUUUACCGUCAGAGCUGAACACAAUAUUCAUACACAUCUACAAAGCAGGUCACCACAUAGUGAGUAUAAUAUAUGCAGUGUUUUUAACCCGGCCCUGCUGAAGCUAUUCACAAGAGCUUCCCGGUGGCUUUUAGGAGUUAUUGCCCCGGAAAUACUCAACGCUUAUGACUGAAUAAAAACCGUUUAGAUCUCAAGUGCACUGCUGAUCUGCAUGUUUACGGGAACCUCUUCAGCAUCGUCCUUCAUUCAUUCAACGGUGUCCUACUUCACCACAGUGAUUCCUAUGUUUUACUGGGGUUUCUUCGCAUGGUUUCAGUUAAUGUUUCUGCUUUUAGAUGUAUAUUAAUAGAAGGGAUUUUUUUGACCGUUUUUUAAAAUUUGUGUUUACAGAUUGCUUCUAUGUACUGUCUUUUGUUUCUCACAUUGUUUCACUUCAAUAGCUGCCGGAGGCCCAAGGAGGUAAAAUUACAACAUAUUUCACAAAGGAGUGAAGGUGUGGUUUAACAGAAGUGAAGAAAACUAAUUAAUAAUUUAAAAAACUUCCAACAUUUAAUUGCCCCAAAUCACCUUGGAAAGUGCACGUAACAUUAGACACCUCUAUGUAAGUCUUAAUUGCCAACUGUAUGUAACAACAAUGCAUGAGGCACCGUAUCAAACUCUAACUUACCAUUCAGAAAACCAAAUGUAGGACUCAGCCACAUUUCUGCAUUGUGCGAUGCGCUCAUUCAUCUGCAGCACUGCUGUGCUUUCAUCCAACCUUUGGUUUUGGAUACAUGAUCUUUCCCUGUUGUUGCUGUUUGUUACUUUCUUUACGUCCACAAAGUCUAUCCAUCCUUCAAGAACAGAUCAGCUCUGUUCUGCUGCUCUCUGUACCAGAUGAUUAUACAAUAACAAAUUAUAUAUAUAUAUAUAUAUAUAUAUAUAUAUAUAUAUAUAUAUAUGUGAACACUGUAGUACUGUGACUGAAAGAAAUCGUAUCAUUUCGAGACUGAUUUAACAUGAAAAUGUAUUCAUUUGUCACGUUUCUAUUCUCGAAUUGUACAUUUUCUUCAGCGUUUGCUUUUUUGCUUGCUUUUUAUAAGUAGUGUCUGAAUUACAUGAACACGUCAACUUCUCUUGAGUACCCAUGUUUUUUUUAAUUUAUUUGUGAGCUUGAACAAUUAAAGGAACUUAUCCAAUACUA
Messenger RNA from Gasterosteus aculeatus aculeatus (three-spined stickleback), 4624 nucleotides. RefSeq names its product solute carrier family 25 member 16 (gene slc25a16). Gene Ontology annotation, biological process: transmembrane transport. NCBI's taxonomy places the organism in Eukaryota, Metazoa, Chordata, Actinopteri, Perciformes, Gasterosteidae. Gene Ontology annotation, cellular component: mitochondrial inner membrane. The record is from RefSeq and is a predicted model, not a curated record.